AUGAGGGGGACCGAGAGGACUGGCCAGGCCCUGCCGUGCGCGCUGCCCGUCCUGCUGUUGGCGCUGGCAGUGCGCGGUGCGGCGACCGAUGCGCCCACCUUCCCGUGGCGGGAUGCGGAGACGCGCGAGUGGCUGGCGUGCGGGCAGUGUCCGCCGGGCACCUUCGUGCAGAGGCCCUGCAGCCGGGGGAGCCCCACGGCGUGCGGCGUGUGCCCGCCGCGCCACUAUACGGAGUUCUGGAACUACCUGGAGCGCUGCCGCUACUGCAACGUGAUCUGUGGGGAGCGCGAGGAGGAGGCGCGGCCGUGCAACGCCACGCACAACCGAGCCUGCCGCUGCCAGCCCGGCUUCUUCGCGCACGCUGGCUUCUGCCUGGAGCACGCACAGUGCCUGCCCGGCGCCGGCGUGGUCGUUCCCGGCACCCCCAGCCAGAACACGCAGUGCCAGCCCUGUCCCCUAGGCACCUUCUCGGCCAGCAGCUCGAGCUCAGAGCGCUGCCAGCCCCACCGCAACUGCACGGCCCUGGGCCUGACCCUCAACGUGGCCGGCUCCUCCUUCCAUGACGCCCUGUGCACCAGCUGCCUCAACUUCUCGCUCAGCACCGUGGAGCCAGGGUACGAGGAGUGUGAGCGCGCCCUCCUGGAUUUUGUGGCAUUCCAGGAUAUCUCCCUUAAGAGGCUUCUGCGGCUACAGCAGGCCCUGGUGGGCCCAGGAGGACGGAGGCGGCCGCCGCCGCGGGAAGAGGGUCGCGCCGCCUUGCAGCUGAAACUGCGGCGGCAGCUGGCGGAGUUGGGCGCGCGUGACAGGGCGCUGGGGGCGCGGCUACUGCUGGCGUUGCGGGACGCCAGGCUGGCCGGGCUGGAGCGCAGCGUCCGCGCCCGCUUCUUUCCCACGCGCUGA
Trichechus manatus latirostris (Florida manatee) is the source of this 900-nucleotide messenger RNA. RefSeq names its product TNF receptor superfamily member 6b (gene TNFRSF6B). Gene Ontology annotation, molecular function: protein binding. The record is from RefSeq and is a predicted model, not a curated record. The transcript has 3 exons. Bases 1 to 900 code for a protein of 299 amino acids. Lineage: Eukaryota; Metazoa; Chordata; Mammalia; Sirenia; Trichechidae.